Molecule: messenger RNA, 207 nt
Organism: Monascus purpureus
Lineage: Eukaryota; Fungi; Ascomycota; Eurotiomycetes; Eurotiales; Aspergillaceae
Source: the annotation of a GenBank genome assembly
AUGGAUUCCAGCAAGCAGCCCGUUAAGCUCGUCAAGGUCACCCGUGUCCUCGGCCGUACCGGUUCCCGUGGUGGUGUCACCCAGGUCCGUGUCGAAUUCAUGGACGACACUUCUCGCAGCAUCAUCCGUAACGUCAAGGGACCAGUCAAGGUCGAUGAUAUCCUCUGCCUGCUCGAAUCCGAAAGAGAGGCCCGCAGACUCCGAUAA